AUGGUACUUACCCCGUACCUCAGGAAGGUUUCCCAGUUCCCAAGCAAAGCCGCAUACGCGCUGAGGCUGACCAGGGCCGCCCCAUAUCUACGCAAAAUUGGAAGCUGGAUCGCGCCUCCUCCAAACAAGUCCGAAGAUGGACGUGAUCAAUGGCCCUCCCGAGCAGCCUUUCUCCUAGCUGCGAUGGGCGGCUGCGCAGGCCAGGGAAACCUGCUGCGAUAUCCCUCGGUUGUCUACAACAACUACGGCCUACAGUGGUUUAUUCCCUAUCUGAUUGCCGUAUUUGCAGUCGCCAUCCCAGCCCUCAUCCUCGAGAUCGCAAUCGGACAAGCCUACCGCGGCGGAACGGUGAUCGCAUUCAACAACAUCAAUAAGCGGCUAAAGGGCGUUGGUCUCGGUCCGAUUUUGGUGAGCUUUGUCGUCGUGCAAUAUUUUACUGUCAAUCUGGCUUGGAUCAUGAAUUAUUUCCGGAAUUCUUUCACCAGCCCGCUUCCGUGGGAGGGCAGGAUUGAGGAAUUUUAUAUGGGAGAUGUUGUCGCAAAUGUCGAUCCGAUUCCGGGGAGUCUCACUGCAGGCAAUGAUGCUGUUGCCAAAUAUACAGUUUACCCUGGCGUUAAGCUUAUCGGGGAGACGGUUGGCUGGAGCGCGUUCAUCUGGUUCCUCAUUUGGAUUUCUAUCUUCCGUGGAGUUGGCCUUACGGGCCGCGUUGUUUACUGGACUAUGGGAUUGCCAAUCGUGACUACAAUCAUUAUCGUCGGCCGCGCUUGUUCGCUAGAGAAUGCGAGCGAGGGUAUUCGGCUUCUUUGGGCAACAUGGAGGAGCGACCAGCUCGCCUCCGGAACCGUCUGGCAAACUGCUGUUGGACAGGUAUUUUUCUCCACUGGCAUUGGAUUCGGCUAUUUCACUUCCUAUGCAUCCUAUAAUUCGAAGCACUCAAACGCCGUGAUGGACGCCAUCCUUAUUUGCGGAAGUAACAUUCUGUUUGAGAAUUUUGCCGCCUUUGCAGUAUUUGGCGUUGUGGGAUAUCUCCGACGUUGGCCACAGGAUGGUGAAAGGUUGGGCGCGUUUGUGGUCGGUUUCCUGACGCUUCCUGAAGCUGUGAUACACAUGCCUGGCGCCAAUUGGUGGGCUAUACUCCUGUUUUUCACCUUGGUGGUGCUCGGCUUCAGUUCGGCAUUCGUGAUGCUCGAUGCGGCGGCUACGCUGGCCGUAGAUGCGGGUAUGAAACUGUCACGACCUGUCAUCGUGACUGCACUCACGAUUAUAUCUUUCCUCAUGUGCCUGCCAUAUUGCACCGAGUUUGGAUUCUACCUGUUGGAUGGCAUCGACCGAUGGAUCAACAACGUGGCAUUGAUAUUUGUUGUGUGGUCUGAACUUGUCGGAGCAACGACAGUGUAUCGCUGGCACGAUGUGGUGAGCCAGACGGGACUGCCUGCCUUUGUGGUGUAUAACUUUGGUUACUUUGGUGGCCAAAUCAUCGGAGUCGCGGUUUCACAUGGUAUCUCCAGUCCAGCAGCCGGUGCCGGUGCCGGAUUUGGAUUGUAUAUUUCUUGCUCAACUAUUUCCGUUCUCAUUUCCACACCCCCAACUAUCAAAGCUGCCAGUUUCUGGGGGCGCAAUCCGAUUCUCGGUCGAUUUUGGUAUUUGGCGUUCUAUUCCGGUAAUCAAUUGAGACGCGACCUGAACGGCAUCGUUGGUGGUAAUGGAAAUUGGAACAUCCCUCAUUUCUGGCCCAUUCUUCUUCGAUAUAUCAGUGCACCAAUUCUAGCCAUUGUGUUCAGUUUCGCGUAUCCCGAAUUCUAUACGUUGCGAUACGACCCUAUGAUGAUCGCCGGGUUCAUUUUGGCGCACUUCUGUUUACUCUUGAUUCUGCUCGGUGUCGUGUUUCCGCGUUACUAUGAUAUUUUUAUUCCUUCCGAACGCAGAUCUGAGGGAACUGAAGCCACGGUCGCCAAUAAGCUCAAAGAACAAGACUUUGUCCCAGAUGUCGCGCGAGUUGACUCGGAAUCUGGCAUUCCCGUAUCGCUCUCAAGGAAGAGUUCGGACAGGAUAGACACAGAACUUUCAACGGCGAAGCCGAAGCCACAGGGUGAGUAUAUAUGA
Penicillium soppii is the source of this 2103-nucleotide messenger RNA. Its product is annotated as sodium:neurotransmitter symporter family protein. The coding region runs from base 1 to 2103 and encodes 700 amino acids. The record is from RefSeq and is a predicted model, not a curated record. Gene Ontology annotation, biological process: sodium ion transmembrane transport. NCBI's taxonomy places the organism in Eukaryota, Fungi, Ascomycota, Eurotiomycetes, Eurotiales, Aspergillaceae. Gene Ontology annotation, cellular component: membrane. The transcript is spliced from 2 exons.